AUGGCCGAUAGUGAAGUGAAUCAGACGGUUGCGGUUGGCGAAGAAGGCAAGUGGGCAGAAGCUUGCGCCGAGUCGGAUGUGCGACCGCUGAGAGUUGUUAUUGUCGUCGUGACUGGUAUGGUUGAUGGCGGAAGAUGCGUCGAGUUGGCUGUGACGCUGCGCGGUGAUGGAUUGUGGGUGCGCUGGUGUGGUGGUGAUGAGUUGGUGGAAGAGGAAGAGAAGCAACGGAGGUGGAGGAACAAAGGAGGGAAUCUCGAGAAGGGAAGGCUGGAAAAAGUGGAGACAAGGCUUGGCGUGGCUGCCUCACGAGUCACAUCUUACAACACAUCACAUCACAACACAUCGCAACACUGCACCGCAGAUGCGAAAACGACAUUCAUUCACACGCAUACACCUACAAAUCCGUAA
Sphaerulina musiva SO2202 is the source of this 408-nucleotide messenger RNA. RefSeq lists its product as uncharacterized. The transcript has a single exon. Lineage: Eukaryota; Fungi; Ascomycota; Dothideomycetes; Mycosphaerellales; Mycosphaerellaceae. The coding region runs from base 1 to 408 and encodes 135 amino acids. The record is from RefSeq and is a predicted model, not a curated record.